Parathielavia appendiculata is the source of this 1467-nucleotide messenger RNA. RefSeq lists its product as uncharacterized. The record is from RefSeq and is a predicted model, not a curated record. NCBI's taxonomy places the organism in Eukaryota, Fungi, Ascomycota, Sordariomycetes, Sordariales, Chaetomiaceae. The coding region runs from base 225 to 986 and encodes 253 amino acids. The transcript is spliced from 3 exons.
AAGUUGGUCAGGGUGCCAUGGCGUUCGCCAAGGUCCCUACAGUAGAUACUAUGCCAGUUAUGAUUCCUCCCUUUGCCCGCAGGACUUGUCGUCCUUAGUACCAGUGCAGUCCCAUAAAAUCCCUUGCCUUCAUCCUCAACGUCACGUGCUUGCAUCCCGGUGGAUGGCAAAUCACAUCUGACCAUGCGUUCCAACCCUCGGACUUCACGAAUCCACAGAGAAACAUGGAAGUUUCCGAGUCAUACUGUCAAUUUGUCCACCCCACUACAACUCUCAUGGCACGCGGCUUGGGCAUAGGACAACCAACUGACCAAGCGGGUUGUCUAGGCGGUAAAUAUUACUUCCAUCCACCCAAUACCCCGAGGGCCGACGCACAAAGCCGACCUGCCCGGCCAUCUGCGAGAUCCCGGGACUCCUUAAGGUACCGCCGCUCAAGAUUCUCCCCGAAUCGGCGGGUUAGCGCCCGAAGCCAGGAGAGUGACUGUGGGGUUUUGUCUGGGGAAAAUUGGGUGAUGCCAAGAGACGGGCACAAAGUUAGCAAGACCGCCAGGCUAAAUUCGAUAUCGGCCUUUUCAUCAACUUCCGGGCUUUUAGCCUGUCUGCGGCUUCCAAAUUUGGCAGCAAAAGCACCCUGCAACCAACUGACUGGGACCCCGAUAAGAGCGCUUCCCUCGCUGACCACGUUGUCACGCUCUUGCGAGGGGCGCAUCGCAGAGUGCCUGUGGCCUGCUGACUUUGGCGAUGGACGCCAGGAACAACGGGUUCCAAGACUCCCAAACCAGCUCGUCGGUGAUGCAUUCAAUGCAGUGCCACAAUUUGACAACCCCUGGCUGCUGACGGAGCUGGCGAAGGUGCCUUGUCGAUACCUUAGUGUUCAACUGGGCACCUCAGCAACCCCGCCCCCUGCGAGAACUGGAUUCGACCUUUGCAGACAGCUUAACGCUCUAUCAGCCAAGAGCGACAAUCGCCUUCCCAGAUUUACCUGAUUUCAGAAUUCUGGCUUGGGGCACCGCAGCGGCAGUUGGUUGAACGUUUCGCGUCAUCUAAUACGGCAAUUAAAGGCCAGCACCUCAUAACCCCACGUUCACGAGCAAGUUUCAUCGCGGCGCGCAUCCAUUUUAUUGCGAUGCUGCCAUUUCAUUGCGCCGGUUGUCUAGCCCUGACGCAGCUUGGGCCUAUGAAAGCUACCGCAUACGCGAAUUCGGCCCUCCUCCCGCUUCAGUCGGGAAGCUCAUCCGCCAAGUCGAGCAGGUGCCUGCUGAUUCGCAGCGUCAGGCCGGAUGCUGACCCUUUUUGUCCGCAACUUUUUUUUCACGAAUCCCGCCGCCUAAGUCAUCUCCUAGGUUCAUUACGAUUCUUAGGGUCUCCUGCAGUCAGCACGCCGUCUUGCUCGAGCCAUUUCAUCACAUCUGACCCUCCCGAACCACCCCAUACCUCCCAAUUUCGACACGCCAAGGGCAGCGCAGG